This is a messenger RNA of Piliocolobus tephrosceles (Ugandan red Colobus), 1140 nucleotides long. Its product is annotated as transcription elongation factor A protein-like 3. The transcript has 3 exons. NCBI's taxonomy places the organism in Eukaryota, Metazoa, Chordata, Mammalia, Primates, Cercopithecidae. The coding region runs from base 284 to 886 and encodes 200 amino acids. The record is from RefSeq and is a predicted model, not a curated record.
GCUCACGUGACCCGCCGGGCGCCUACGUGGGCACCAGCCCCCGCGCCCGCCCGCCCUGCGGUCCGGUCCCGGCGCCCGCGCAGAACCAGCUGUCUGAGCUGUCCGGGCGGCGGGGGAGCAGCGAGCGGGCUUCUGCAGCCGGAGGAGGCACAGGCCUGUCCCGGGUCCCGGCAGGUCAGUGUGAAGGUCUGCGCGUCUGUCCCCAGCGCUCUGCGAGGCCUGAAAAGGAGCAGCAACCUGUCCAGAAUCCCCGCAGGACAGGAAAAGGAGGGGAAAUCUCGACAUGGAAAAACCCUACAAUAAAAAUGAAGGAAACCUGGAAAACGAGGGAAAGCCAGAAGAUGAAGUAGAGCCUGAUGAUGAAGGAAAGUCAGAAGAGGAAGAAAAGCCAGACGUGGAGGGGAAGACAGAAUGCGAGGCAAAGAGAGAGGAUGAGGGAGGGCCAGGUGAUGAGGGACAACCGGAAGAUGAGAGGAGCCAGGAAAAGCAGGGCAAGUCCGAAGGUGAGGGCAAGCCACAAGGCGAGGGCAAGCCAGCCUCCCAGGCAAAGCCAGAGAGCCAGCUGCGGGCCGCCGAAAAGCGCCCGGCUGAAGAUUAUGUGCCCCGGAAAGCAAAAAGAAAAACGGACAGGGGGACGGACGACUCCCCCAGGGACUCUCAGGAGGACUUACAGGAAAGGCAUCUGAGCAGUGAGGAGAUGAUGAGAGAAUGUGGAGAUGUGUCAAGGGCUCAGGAGGAGCUAAGGAAAAAACAGAAAAUGGGUGGUUUUCAUUGGAUGCAAAGAGAUGUACAGGAUCCAUUUGCCCCAAGGGGACAACGGGGUGUCAGGGGAGUGAGGGGUGGAGGUAGGGGCCAGAGGGGCUUACACGAUAUCCCAUACCUUUAAUGCCUUUGGCCUUGCAUUCUGACUUCUCUGAUGAGAAUAUUGCUGGCCCUGCUUUCCCUGGUAGGUAUUUGCCAGGCCCAAUGCUUUAACCUUAAGCUGAUACUUUGCUUUAGAUGUCAAUCUCGUUACCAGCAGCCUUUUGACCCAACUACAGUGCUCUAUAUUUUAGUAGAGGAUUUUCACCCAUGUGCAUGGAAAAGAUGUUCAUGGUACAUUGUAAAAAAAUAAAAAUAAAAAAAGUUUGCAGAACCGCA